CGGUGCUGAGCGUUUCCGGUUUGUGAGGAGCGACACAUCAAAGCGGUUUUCGUAGAAUAUAUUUACAAUUCAGUCGAAUUUCCGAAAUAAAAUGUCUGAUUUAGCGAAAGAGAAGGCAGCACGUCUGCUGAAGAAGCGUGGAAGUUUGUCUUCUCUGGGCAGUCAUGAAGUCAGAGCUAAAGAAACCUUUGCCAAAACUAAGGAUUCUAUUAGUACUGUGUCUUACAUGGAAGAGCCUGGACAUCAUGAUGAUAUUCAACGGCCUGCGGUGCAAAUGGAGAACACCUAUCAGCUCACUCCUGCACGGCGUUUCCCGGUGUUAACGGUGAAGGACAUUCUGAAGGAUGUGUUGACCAGCUACCUGCAGGAGGAGAAAUAUGAACCGGAGCUGUGCAGACAAAUGACCAAAACCAUCUCUGAGGUGGUCAAGGCUAGAGUUAAAGAUUUGAUGAUUCCCCGCUAUAAGAUCAUCGUCAUCAUUAGCAUUGGUCAGAUCAGAGACCAGAAUAUGCGCAUGGGGAGUCGAUGCCUGUGGGACGAGACACAUGAUAAUUUCUCCUCGCAUACUUUCAAAAACAGCUCACUGUUUGCCACCGCUACUGUCUACGGUGUUUAUUUUGAAUGAGUGUGUAAGAAUAUCAGCUGGGUUUUAGUGACAAAUGAUUUUAGCCAACCAGUGGCAUCUACACUACAUAUGCGCUCCAAGCUUUCUCGAGUCAGUUUAAUGGGCUUUAAAAUGACUUAUUGAGGUUACAAAUAGAGGUUAUGUAUGAGGCUCUUCUGGUUCCUCAACAUCUCUCAUAACGAUAAGGUAACAUGUAACCGUUAAAACAAGCAUAGGAACAGACUGCUGACUGUGUGUUUUACAUAUAAAUUUAUUUAUAUAUAUAUAUAUAUGUAUACACACUACCAGUCCAAAAAGUUUUUGAACAGUAAGAUUUUUAAUGUUUUUAAAGAAGUCUCUUCUACUCACAAAGCCUGCAUUUAUUUGAAAGUACAGCAAAAACAGUAAAAAUGUGAAACGUUUUUACUAUUUAAAAUAAAUGUUUUCUAUUUGAAUAUAUUUUAAAAUGUAAUUUAUUCCUGUGAUUUCAAAGCUGAAUUUUUAGCAUCAUUACUCCAGUCAGAAGUCCUUCAGAAAUCAUUCUAAUAUUCUGAUUUGCUGUUCAAAAUACAUGUAUUAUUAUUAUGUAAAUUAUUAUAUAAUUACAUAAUACAUUAUAUAAAAAAUGAUACUGCCUCCAAGCUUUUGAAUGGUAUAGUGUAUAGUGUUACAAAAACUUUGAAUUUCAGUUAAAUGCUGAUCUUUGGAUCUUUCCAUUUAAUAAAUUACAUACAUUUAUAAAAUAAAUUACAUUUAAAUAAAUAAAUUACAUUUUAAAAUAUAUUCAAAUAGAAAGCAGGUAUUUUAAAUAGUAAAAAUAUUUCACAACAUUACUGCUUUUGCUGUAUCUUUAAUCAAAUAAAUGCAGGCUUGGUGAGCAGAGGGGAAUUUUUAAAAACAUUAAAAACCUUACUGUUCACAAACUUGGAUACAACGUAAAUACCAUUCUCUUAACAAGAAAAAAGUUUAACCUCAUAUAAACAACUGAAAAUAUGAAUUGAAAUGUCGUAAUUUUAAUACCUCAUUGUGUGUCAUACCUCAUUGUAAGUCAAUAAAUCUGUAUGUCU
Molecule: messenger RNA, 1671 nt
Organism: Labeo rohita (rohu)
Lineage: Eukaryota; Metazoa; Chordata; Actinopteri; Cypriniformes; Cyprinidae
Gene: dynlt5
Product: dynein light chain Tctex-type family member 5
Exons: 5
Coding region: 92-625 (177 amino acids)
Biological process (GO): microtubule-based movement
Cellular component (GO): cytoplasm; cytoplasmic dynein complex
Molecular function (GO): dynein intermediate chain binding
Source: RefSeq, a predicted model, not a curated record